GACACUUGUUGAACCAGCCAUAUUUUGAACCUUAUAAAUAUUGAUAAGGUGUCUACUGCAUAGCAACGGUACACAAGCUCAGUAUACAUGUAUUGAUUGCAUUAACUAAGCAAGUAAUAGGGUCUAUAGAGUCUAUUGUUGUACAUUAAAGCAAUCGAAUACUAAUUCUAUUAGAAUUAUACCGCUCCACUGCAGAAGAAUUACAAGGACUCGGGCUGGAACUUGCCUAUGAUCCAAGUUAGUCUUAGGAGGGCAUUUACAACAUAUCAUCAACGCUGACAUUAUUUACUGUCACCAAUAUGACCCUAUAUACGGACUAUUUGAUGAUGUAAAUGAUUGAAUCUUCCGAGAUACAAGACCGACUGUCCCAGCAGGAAAACAUAAUUAAUCAGUAAUUAAAAAAAAACAUCAAAGACUUCUAAACUGGAAAGUUCAACAUUUCACCAUUCGAUGUAAAUGCCACACAUCGGUCAUAGAAACCACUAAAACUUAAACAAGUAAAGUAAGUAAACCAGCAUCGUCAUGUCUCAUACUAUACUUGGACCCGAGAAACCAUCGCCAUUUUCCGUAAUAUCAGAAGGUUACCAACCACGGUACCAAUUUCCAAAUAUACCCGACUAUGAGAAAUACAGUUUGGGAGAGGCGUAUGAAUCAAAGAUGUGUGAGCUUGUUCACCAAUACUUGGAACUUGGAACAGAUGAUAGGCUGUGUUAUGUAGGACAAUCUCUCGGGAGUUUGGCUGAGCUUCUAGCCCUGAAAUUCUGUCUUUUGGAACCUGUCACAUCAGUCAUACCUGGACACAUCCAUUAUGAGGAGAGUCCAAGACACAAGAUGCAUCCUGUGAGAAUAGCACAUAUAGGCGCGGAGGAAUAUUUCAACGAUCUUGCAAAAAAGUCAUAUAGAGGCACCCCGCCGUUUGAUAAAGUAAUGUUGAAUGAUGGCGUGCAGUAUUUGGAAGACUCCCAAGAGACAUAUGCAAACAUUAUGAAAUGUGUAAGUGAGUUGGGUAAAAUGCUCAUCAUUGUGAGACCGGGAAGUCUGAACACACUUCCUCUGUUCCAUGAUGCCAAACAACGCAUUGCUGAAAAUGAUGCUCCGUAUAUGAAAAUAGUGCGUGAACUACAAGCUUGUGGACUUGAUGUCCAGUGGGAGAUUGAAAUUCUUCCUAUUAUCAUGCCCAAGGUAAAGUGGGUCACAAUGCUGAAAGAGAAAUUCCCGCCAUGUUUGGACAUUAUGAGCUCGUACGAGAUCUCGUCGGGGAUACGGGAGUUAACCGAAGGGGUACUAAAAUACGAAGGCGAAAUGGUGGAAUUUCAAGAUAGACUUCUUUUCAUAACUGCCACCCAUACAUUGGCUCAAGCUGAACUUCCGGUAGUGAAAAGAUUUGGAACAAUUACCACAGAGCCAGGUAUGGGAGAUCUAAGAUAUAAAAUGGAGGUGACCAAGGAUAUCAAGAAAUAUGUACCGACAAAAUAUUAUAGUUCAAAUAACCAAGGUGCAGUAAGAAAUCAAAUACUUUUCUAGAAAGCAAAUACUCUCACAAGUGGUGACAUUUUAAAACCAUAUAGAUCAAGGUAGUUGGUAGUUUUCCUGCUACUGCAUUGCGUACUGUAUAAACUUAUUUUACUAGCUACUAGCUCACUAAUCAUAUUUAGUUUAGUUACUCCCAUCAGCAAUUAUACUAUCCCGGACACCCACUUGAGAAUCAUGUCAUAUUUAGCUACUCUUUUUUCGAAAGUUACAAUCUAUGGACCAUUUAAAGCUUAAACAUUUUCUUUUUCAUAAUAGUAUUCCAUAGUUAUUUUAGAA
Owenia fusiformis is the source of this 1809-nucleotide messenger RNA. The record is from the annotation of a GenBank genome assembly. Lineage: Eukaryota; Metazoa; Annelida; Polychaeta; Sabellida; Oweniidae.